AUGCUAGAUAUAAGUGAGGACUCCCUCUCGAACGACGUGCAGUAUGCUCCAGCCGGCACUAUCUGCGAGACUCUUAAUCUUUAUCAGACGAGUUCUAAUCAUAACGGCAUUAUUUCAUGGUCUAGAGAUCCUGCUGCCGGUAUGUGGAGACAAGAUAAGGCACCUGACUCCGGCCAGUACGCGCUUCUUGCUCGGAAUAUCAAAGGCUCUAAGGGACAAAGAGAGUACGAACUCGACUCGAUAGUUGUGCAGAGUGAUCACAUCAAACGAUUUUUGGCCAGGGUCAUGGAUGGCUACCCUGGCAUUACUAUGUCACGCAAGCGUGUACAGUUCAGCAAGCCCUUCGAACCGUUUGUCCAUCGCUGGGAAAUGCUUUCCGAAGCUAAAGACAACGAGUCCAAUGCACAAGCUAAGGCCCAUGUGGAUCUACUUUAUGGGAUCCUGGCAGCCGAGCUCAACGAUGUCAUCACGAACAAGCAAAACCUUGUCCUCGAUGGUGUGAUCACUUUUGAUAUGCUCUGGACGAUCUUCGAGCCAGGUCAGAUAACUCUCAGUACCAUGGACGAUUGCAAUCGUGCCUUUCGGCUCGAGAAGAGUUGGCCCGGUUCGGGCUUUGAGAUUGAUACUGUUUACAUUGACUAUAAUGGCCAUGGAUUUGGGUACAGGAACUACAGCCUCUCCAUUCCAACCUUUGAAGGCACCAAGCCUAUCAUGUCCUUGCCAGUGAUUCCUUUUGUGUUUCAUAAUGACAAGGACACGCUGCGCAAAAGCCUGACCCUUCGUGGAAAACUGUGGUAUCAGCACAAAGGCCAUCACCACAAGCAAUACGAGGGCUUGGCCUUGACAUCGUAUGGUGGUCAAGAAAUCAGGUACAAAAUAAACAGCCGAGUCAUCAUCGACACGGAGGCAUAUCUCGAGUUCCACUCCAAUGGACCUCAAAUAAGCUUGCAAUACAUAUCCGACCCACCAGCCGAUGAAGACUUUCUGAUCGCAACUCCAAUUUUACGUGGAUACUCUCUCAAAGACAGAAAAUGGCUCGAAUUUUCCAUAGAUGGUGUAUCAGACAUUGUCUGGAAACUGCGACCGUUUAAAUCUCUGAUACUGCCUGACGGCGAGGCGAAAGAUCUCAGAGACCUAGUUCUUGCAUUCGCGAGCUCCCAGUCAGAGAAAUCCGAUAUUUCUGAUGAUCUGCUCAAAGGCAGAGGUCGCAAUAUCUUUCUACUCCUCCAUGGUCCCUCUGGAGUUGGCAAGACUCUGACGGCCGAAUGUGUUGCCGAAGUCAUGCAAGUGCCGCUUUACGUCCAGAAAGCGGGAGCGCUAGGAACGACUGCCGCGAGAAUAGAGAAGAGCCUGAGCGAUGUCCUUCGUAUAGUUACGAAAUGGGGCGCUGUACUUCUUCUGGAGGAGGCCGAUAUUUUCACACAGGAACACAACCCCAGCGAUCCCCAGGAAAUGGCGCUCUACCAUGCAUUCCUACCACUACUGGAAUACUUUGAGGGAAUUUUAAUCCUGGCUAGUAAUCGCGUCAAGACCAUGUACCCUACCUUGGAAUCCCGUAUCGAUGUUGCCAUCCACUAUCCCGAACUUGACGCGAAGUCCCGCAGCCAUAUCUGGACCCGUUUACUCGGAAAGUCGGAUAGAAAAGCAUUCUCCGAGAGUGAGAUUUUCAACCUGGAGGACUGCGAUCUAAAUGGAAGAGAAAUCAGGAACGUUCUAAACUCUGCCAGAGUUCUCGCCCGCUAUCGGGAUACUAAGCUGAGCUAUAAACAUGUCCUAACUGCCCUGCAGCUUAUGUACCCGACCCGUGAGUGGGGGGAUUAUUGA
Molecule: messenger RNA, 1824 nt
Organism: Aspergillus tubingensis
Lineage: Eukaryota; Fungi; Ascomycota; Eurotiomycetes; Eurotiales; Aspergillaceae
Product: P-loop containing nucleoside triphosphate hydrolase protein
Exons: 3
Coding region: 1-1824 (607 amino acids)
Molecular function (GO): ATP hydrolysis activity; ATP binding
Source: RefSeq, a predicted model, not a curated record